CACCAAGCAAAUUAUCAUGUCCCAGCAGCGUCGCACGUCCAGGAUCAUUGAAGACAAACAUUUAUACACAUAGGUUUUGACUCUGACUGCCCAUUUUAGUUGGUAUGCGACCCGACGGCUGAUCAAAGGAACUUUAUCAUCAUCUCAUUCAUUCGACACUCGAGACUAGGUCGGCGUCUUCAACCUGUGCCACCACUCACCGUAACCUUCUUAUACCCGAUCAUGUAAGCACCGCGCUUGCUGGCUGACCCGGAUUGUAAUGUCACAAAAGAUUGGAAGACAGCGAGUAUCGUUGGCAUGUACGACGUGCCGGAGUCGGAGGACUCGAUGUGACGGCAAUCUACCAGAGUGUGGAACCUGUUUACGCGCUGGGAAGCAAUGCGAGUAUCCACAUGAAACCGAGAAGCGCAAGCCCCCGACAAAGCGCUAUGUCGAGGCUCUGCAUGCGCGCAUCGAAUCUCUCGAGCGACAAUUGCAGGCUUAUCAGCGUCAACGUCUCGACUCAGCUGCCUCAGGAGCGGUUGAUCCCUCCAUAAAACAAGACACAGACUCGUCCGACUUGAACCUCAACGUUGAUGGGGAUGAUUUGGCGCCCCAAGACCGGGGUCCAGUAGACGACCUGGCAGAGAUUGCUGGGCAACUGGACAUUGCUGAGGAUGGUCACUUGCGGUAUUUUGGCGCUCCAAGUUAUUUCAAUCUACUUCGAAGGAACGCUUAUGGUUCCACGUCCAAUGCUGAGCAAGACCCCUAUGGCGCAGGACUCGCUGUUUCGUAUGGUCUCUUUGACAUCGACCUUACUCUCGAGACACAAACACAUCUGCUCGACCUAUACUGGAAGUGGCAAAAUCCAUGGCAGUAUCUAGUCCACCGAACAGCCUGCCAGAGGGCCGUGGAUCGAGGAACCUAUGACGACUACUGCACCCCCCUCCUUAUCCGUUGCAUCCUCGCCCUCGCAGCGCGAUACUGCGACCAUUCAGAUGCUCGUCUCGACCCGCACGAUGCCAACACUGCCGGUGACUUGCUGGCUGCUCAAGCCAAAGAUAUACUAAGCGUCGAGAUCGAGCAUCCAUCUACCUCGACAGCCGCUGCUCUGGCUCUGCUGGCACUCCGGGAAAUGUCGGUUAAUAAGGAGAGCCUAGGAUGGAUUUAUAUUGGCAUGGCUGUCCGCAUCGCCUAUAACUUAGGACUGAACCUCGAUUGCCAGACUUGGGUCAACCAGCAAAAGAUCUCUGAAGAAGAGGCAGAGAUCCGUAGGAUCACUUGGUGGGGAUGCUACCUCUUGGACAAGCUCUUCACCCUUGGGCUUGGGCGUCCAAGUAUGAUUCGCGAGAGAGACAUCACUGCCGCGAAGCCGUCGUUGCUCAAGGAGGAAGAGUUUGUCCCUUGGCUAUCCGAUGAUCUCGGCCUUUCUGCGGACAUGUCGGCCUCUCGUUGUGUCUCGAACUUACGGUAUAUGACAUCAAUAUUUCAGACGGCAUGCCCCACCCUGGAUGAAAUAUACAGCCCAAAAAGCGACCUGUCCCUUCAGGCCAAGGAAGAGAUGACUGCUAAAGCCUAUCUUGAGCUCACUGAGAUUUACUCAAAGUUACCUGGCUUCUUGAAGUUUCCGCAUUCUGCGAAAACCCCUCGCCCUGCUCACAUAUAUUCGUUGCACUUACAGUACCAUACUGUUCUCAUAUUACUUCACCGGCCGUUCUUGCGUCAGCGAGAGCGUAGAGCGUCAAAUCAAACCUCGUCUUCCUUUUCCCACAAUCAAAUAUGCACUUCUUCAGCUGAAGCAAUAUCUAAUAUUCUCAGAGCUUACCGGGCCAACUUCACCCUAGUAAGGUCACAAUUGCUCUGUCAUUUGCUCCGUUAACAUUUCAUUCCUAGCGGAGAAUCCCAAUUUCCACCAUACAUGCUCUUGGAACAGCUUCGGUGAUACUCUUGCUGGACGCCACUUCCAGCGAUACCAAGACCAGCCGUGCAGCUAUCCGUUUGCUUAAAUUCAACCUAACCUGUCUGCAGGAGAUGAGCAUUGCUUGGACCUGGAGCCUUCGUGCCAUUCGAUCUUUACAGAUCCUUGCCGAAGAAUGGUCUGUCAACGAGAGACUGCAUGCUCAAAAUGACCAUAAGGCGCUAGGUGGCGAACAGUCAUCCGAACCAACAGGGCUAACAGCGUCAAACAUGUCCUUCAAUCCCGACCAGAAUGUGCUCGGCAGUGAAGACGUGUUUGCCAAUAUGAGUCCGCCGGCGAUGUACGAGACAUCACCCGAGAAUAUCGACUGGUUGAUGGCCUUUGACAGUGGAUUUUCAGAUGUGCCAAUGGACUUGAGUUUUGUCGACCAGGAUUUAUGGGAGAUGGGUGCCAGAUGAGCUUACUCCCGCCACCUGUACGCUGUUCGGUUCUCGCGGUAUCUUAACAAUACAAGUCACAAGACUAUACAUUCACCAUGAAAUCAGUCAAAUCUCUAGUAUAUAAAGCGGGCGCAUCAUCAGGAUAAACGCGACACUCGACUUGACCGUCAUAAUAACCUCUAUUAGUGGAUCCAGGGAGAGUCGAACUUUGAAUAUGAUAACGGCUUAAAAGACAAUUACAAUGAUCACAAU
Molecule: messenger RNA, 2589 nt
Organism: Exophiala mesophila
Lineage: Eukaryota; Fungi; Ascomycota; Eurotiomycetes; Chaetothyriales; Herpotrichiellaceae
Exons: 7
Coding region: 260-1858 (532 amino acids)
Biological process (GO): DNA-templated transcription; regulation of DNA-templated transcription
Molecular function (GO): DNA-binding transcription factor activity, RNA polymerase II-specific; DNA binding; zinc ion binding
Source: RefSeq, a predicted model, not a curated record